Prosopis cineraria is the source of this 1172-nucleotide messenger RNA. Its product is annotated as isopentenyl-diphosphate Delta-isomerase I. Lineage: Eukaryota; Viridiplantae; Streptophyta; Magnoliopsida; Fabales; Fabaceae. The transcript is spliced from 6 exons. Bases 47 to 916 code for a protein of 289 amino acids. Gene Ontology annotation, molecular function: isopentenyl-diphosphate delta-isomerase activity. Gene Ontology annotation, cellular component: cytoplasm. Gene Ontology annotation, biological process: isopentenyl diphosphate biosynthetic process; isoprenoid biosynthetic process. The record is from RefSeq and is a predicted model, not a curated record.
ACAAGGAAAGACGAAAAAAUAGGGGCGGAGGGAAGUCCGUGCGGUCAUGUCGCUCACGCUGAGCUCCAGGUUCUUUGAGAGUACCAAGCACUGCGUCUCGCCGGUGUGUGCUUCUCUCAGUCACAGAUCUCGCCCUCCCACCUCCCUCCUGUUUCCUCGCCGCCCUCCCUCUUGUUUUACUGCCAUGCUCUCUCUAUCCACUCCUGCUGCCAUGGGAGACCUUCCUGAUGCUGCCAUGGACGCUGUCCAGCGCCGCCUCAUGUUCGAAGACGAAUGCAUUUUGGUGGAUGCGAAUGAUCGUGUUGUCGGUCAUGAUUCCAAAUACAAUUGUCACUUGAUGGAGAAGAUUGAAUCUGAAAAUUUGCUACAUAGAGCUUUCAGUGUAUUUCUGUUCAACUCAAAGUUUGAGCUGCUUCUUCAGCAACGAUCUGCAACAAAGGUGACAUUUCCUCUUGUGUGGACAAACACCUGCUGCAGCCAUCCAUUGUACCGUGAAUCAGAGCUUAUUGAAGAGCAUGCCCUUGGAGUGAGAAAUGCAGCCCAGAGGAAACUUUUGGACGAACUUGGUAUUGCUGCUGAAGAUGUGCCAGUUGAUCAGUUCAUCCCAUUGGGUCGCAUGCUUUACAAGGCACCUUCUGACGGCAAAUGGGGGGAGCAUGAACUUGAUUAUCUGCUAUUCAUAGUUCGGGAUGUUGGUGUUCAUCCUAAUCCAGAUGAAGUGGCUGAUAUUAAAUACGUGAAUCGAGAGCAAUUGAAGGAGCUGCUGAAGAAAGCUGACGCUGGUGAGGAAGGAUUGAAACUGUCUCCUUGGUUCAGACUAGUCGUGGACAAUUUCCUAUUCAAGUGGUGGGACCAUGUCGAACGAGGAGAUCUUAAAGAGGUCGCUGACAUGAAAACCAUUCACAAGUUGACCUAAACUGGUAGCAAUGUUGAAUUGAAGUUGGCUUCUUGUACUCGAAGGAUUUGAUGCACUGGCCUUUUACGUCGUUCAAUUUGUCUUUUGUUUGAAUGUCAGGACCAUGAUAAUGGGUUGUAUCGCUUGAAUUGGCCAACCCGUGCAAGCACGGGGUUGUCGCCAGUUGUCUCUUAUAGUUGGUUGAGAAAUGUAGUGUGAAGAUUGGGUUAGUGGGACGUGAGUACUCGUUAAUAAAGUCCUGGCUGUUCUCAAGUCA